Molecule: messenger RNA, 599 nt
Organism: Galdieria sulphuraria
Lineage: Eukaryota; Rhodophyta; Bangiophyceae; Galdieriales; Galdieriaceae
Product: DnaJ (Hsp40) homolog, subfamily B
Exons: 5
Coding region: 34-549 (171 amino acids)
Cellular component (GO): nucleus; cytoplasm
Molecular function (GO): protein-folding chaperone binding; protein folding chaperone
Source: RefSeq, a predicted model, not a curated record
GAAAAAAAGGAUGGGCAAUAGAGGCUUCUUGUGAUGGAAAAUCCGUAUCAUGUUUUGGGUCUAUCCAGCUUAGCAACAGACAAGGAAAUACAAACACGAUACAGAAAGCUAGCAUUCAAGUUUCACCCAGAUAGAAAUCCUGGUCAACGGGAAGAAGCUGAAAGAAACUUUAAAAGAAUUAAAGAUGCCUAUGAUGUACUAAAGCAACAACGAAGGAAACAGUUUGAAAGAGCAGAACCUCGUACCGGAAACUCUGCUCGUGCUGAUUUCCGCCAGGGUUCUACUAAGACCCAAAAUCGUAACCCUUAUACUGGACAACGUUAUUCAGGUUUUAGCAAAGCUUCUAAUCGUUAUACAAGGCCACCCCGUUUGUUGGAUAUUCCUGGUUUACAGAUUCUUGUCUUUACUCUAGUGGCAUCCACAAGUAUAGCGAUAGUAUUUGGAGACUCCUGGUGGAAGAAACUCAAUCAAGGCAAGUCAUUUGAUGAUAUGAUGAGACAGAGACAUAUCUUUCAAGCCAGUAAAGUCCAAUUGCGUCAAGAUGAAUAGAAAUACUAACAAAUUUUUGGGAUAUUUUCCAGUAAGUAGCCAAUAAAAUG